GUGUGGGUCUGUGAGAACAGGAAGCCUUGGGGCAGAGUCCAAAGACGCUGUAAUUAUCUCCUCUCUCCCAAGCCUGGGGCGCAGGUGAGCGUAGCCACCUCGGGGCCCCAGGUGCGCGGCGGCAGGUGAGCGCCUCGCGGCUGCUCUCGGCCAAUGGGCGAGCGCGGGGCGGCGGCGGGGCGGAGCCUCCAGUGCGGACCGCGCUCCAGACCGCGCCCAGGGCGCUCCACUAGGCACCGCGCGUCCUUGGCAGCUUUCCCGGCCCGAAGAGGAGGCGGAGGCCGUGGCGCUGGCGGCUCCAGCGGCCUGAGCUCUGCGCGCUCCCCGUCCCUCCCCCAGGGCCUCCGGCGUCGGGCUCCGGAGAGAAGGGGGUGGAAGCAGCCCCAGCCCGGCCGCUGCAGUAGCGGCGCCAGGUGAGUGCGGGAGCCGCAGGGAGCGAGCGCCCCCCUGGGCGGCCCUCCUCGUCCCGGGCAGGAAGGGACGAGGAAGACUUGCCCAGGAGCCACCGGAGCCGCGGGGCGCCGCGCGGAGCAGCCCCGAGUCGCCCCCCUCGAGUCGCGCCUAGCGUGGGCAUGCAGGCGACACCCCCCCGCGCCGGGCUGCCCCUGCGGAGCGCGGCGAGCGCCCACUCGCGCCCGGACCAGGGCGGGAGAGAGUGCGGAGCGGGGAGCGAGCCCGGCCGGGUGAGCAGCAAGGGCAGCUACGACUUCAGGCGGGUGGCGAUCCGGCGGAAGUCCAAUGUCGCCUACCUGCUGCACGGGACCCCCAGACCCUGGAGUCGGCCCUCGCCGCACUCGGGAUGGGCCGAGACGGCCGCCUUCAGGACCCCGUCACCCGCGGGCACCACAGGUGGCAGUACCUGUCCAAAGAUCACUAUCAUUCCACCCUUUUUGAAAAGCAGCACAACUGCACUGAUUGAUCAGAAUGUAUCUGAUGAAGAGGCUCAGGGAAUAAAUGGAAAAACGCCAGCAAAACACUCAGCUGCAAGUCCAAAGCCACAAGUGCCUCCAAAGCCAUUACAUCUGCAGAAUUCACCUUUGUCCAGUAUACACCCAACCCCUAAGCAUAAAGCUUUAUCUAGUGCAGCACCCAGGAUGGAGGAAGUUAAACCUGCCUCUGCUUCUUGUGUCUCAAAAGAAAAAUCCAGUAAAAUAUCAGAUCUCAUCAGUCGCUUUGAAGGAGGCAGCACAUUAUCAAGUUACGGUGAUUUGAAGAAAAAUUCAGCUGUGACCCUAAGUGUUCCUAGAACCACAGGAAGGCAUGGAUUGACAACCACACCUCAGCAAAAGCUCCCCUCCCAGGACCCACCACAGAAGCAGGGAAGUGAUGUGGAGCCAACUCAGGGUGUACAAACUUGUGUGGCUAACGGUGUGAUGGAGGCACAAAACCAGGUGGAAUGUGAGGAGGACAAAGGGGCCACUGGUAGCCCAGAUACUCCUACUCAAGCUGCUGAACCCUUGCUUGACACGGACUUAGUGAAUGGAGCAGGAGACGAAAGUACCACGGGCCCCGCCUCACCCGCAACAAAUGACUGUGAUGGGAAUGCUUCUGACAGCAGCUGCAGGGCGCCCAGUGUGGACCCAGCCCUCCCCCUGGAAGAAGAAAGGGCAGACACAGACGCCAAGGGUCAAGAGAAGGAAAACGGAGAAAGCUCUUCGGAACUGGAACAGCUGGACCAGCACCAGGAGAUGAAGGAGACAAAUGAGCAAAAACUUCACAACAUAGCCAAUGAGCUGUUGCUUACGGAAAGAGCUUACGUCAACCGACUUGACCUCUUAGAUCAGGUAUUUUAUUGCAAACUAUUGGAAGAGGCCAAUCGAGGCUCAUUUCCAGCAGAGAUGGUGAAUAAAAUCUUUUCUAAUAUUUCAUCAAUAAAUGCCUUCCAUAGUAAAUUCCUAUUGCCAGAACUGGAGAAACGAAUGCAAGAAUGGGAAACUACUCCUAGAAUUGGUGACAUCCUCCAGAAAUUGGCACCAUUCCUUAAGAUGUAUGGAGAAUACGUGAAAGGAUUUGAUAACGCAAUGGAAUUGGUUAAAAACAUGACAGAGCGUAUUCCCCAGUUCAAAUCAGUAGUUGAAGAAAUCCAGAAACAGAAGGUCUGUGGGAACUUGACCUUGCAGCACCACAUGCUGGAGCCCGUUCAGCGGAUUCCUCGGUACGAGAUGCUCCUGAAGGACUACCUGCGGAAAUUGCCCCCUGACUCUCCAGACUGGAAUGAUGCGAAAAAAUCACUGGAAAUUAUAUCUACAGCAGCAAGCCAUUCUAAUAGUGCAAUAAGAAAAAUGGAUAACCUAAAGAAACUCUUAGAGAUUUAUGAAAUGCUGGGAGAAGAGGAAGACAUUGUAAAUCCUUCCAAUGAACUAAUAAAAGAAGGACAGAUCCUUAAACUAGCUGCUCGGAACACAUCAGCACAGGAACGCUACCUUUUGUUAUUCAACAACAUGUUGCUGUACUGUGUGCCAAAAUUCAGCUUGGUGGGCUCCAAAUUCACAGUUCGGACCAGGGUUGGCUUAGAUGGAAUGCAAAUUGUGGAGACUCACAAUGAGGAAUAUCCGCACACUUUCCAGGUAUCUGGGAAAGAGAGAACACUGGAAUUGCAAGCCAGUUCUGAACAAGACAAAGAAGAAUGGAUCAAGGCCCUUCAAGAGACUAUCGAUGCUUUCCAUCAGAGGUAUGAAACCUUCAGAAAUGCGAUUGCAAAGGAUAAUGACAUUCAGUCAGAGGUUUCUACUGCUGAGCUAGGGAAAAGAGCCCCAAGAUGGAUCCGAGAUAAUGAAGUAACGAUGUGUAUGAAAUGCAAAGAGCCUUUCAACGCACUGACAAGGAGAAGGCAUCAUUGUCGAGCAUGUGGACAUGUGGUUUGUUGGAAGUGUUCUGAUUACAAAGCUCAUCUGGAGUAUGAUGGUGGUAAAUUGAGCAAAGUUUGUAAAGACUGUUACCAAAUAUUAAGUGGAUUCGCAGACAGUGAAGAAAAGAAACGAAAAGGGAUUUUAGAGACUGAAUCAGCAGAAGUAUCUGGAAACAGUGUGGUGUGCAGCUUUCUUCAGUAUAUGGAGAAGUCAAAACCUUGGCAGAAAGCUUGGUGUGUGAUCCCCAAACAAGACCCUCUUGUGCUGUACAUGUACGGUGCCCCACAGGAUGUCAGAGCCCAGGCCACCAUUCCACUCCUGGGCUAUAUUGUGGAUGAUAUGCCAAGGAGUGCAGACCUGCCUCACAGUUUCAAACUGACCCAGUCCAAGUCUGUGCACAGCUUUGCUGCAGACAGUGAGGAACUGAAACAGAAGUGGCUGAAAAUCAUCCUUCUAGCUGUCACAGACACCUGAGCAGUCAGGACGGAUUGAACCUAAGAAGGUAAUUGGUUGCUUUCCUAUUAAAGCCAGCAUCCCAUCGUGUAGGUCUUACAAUUUGUUUUCUCUAAGUUGGUGCUUUCCAACUCAUCUUUUCUUUAAAGUUAAAAAAUAUUUCUUUGCUAAAAACUGCUGUUCAUUAUAAAACAUUCCAAUUUUUAAACUUAAAUUUUGCUUUGUUGAAAGUCUACCAUUUAGGAUAUUUAAGUAUGAAAUGUAGUGCAGACUGAUCUCCAGGUUUCAAGUGGGACUCAACAAUGAAAACUGCCACCAGCCACUUUUGUAAUAAUGGCAUCUAUCAUGCUGUCAUGUAUGCAAGCAAUAAAACUCUUCAGGGUAUGUUUUUAUACUGAAAUCUUAACAUGAAUGCCCCUAGCCACAUUCUAGAAGAGAAUUCACUUCUAGAAAUGAUCAUGUAACUCAUUGCCUGGUAUAGGGAAGAGAAAGUGUGUGUGCUUGGGGGUGGGGGUUGGGGGGAUUGGGCAUUAUUCUUUGGAUUCAAAUAACUAUCAAAACCAUUUUCCUUCUGCAAUGGGUAUGGAUAAUGAAACAAAGCACAUCUGCACUACUUUAUCAAGCAACAUCUCAUUUUUCAUGAAGUUUAAUAACAUACCCUUGGUGUACUUCUCUUCACUGGGUGACCUACCCUCAUUUUUUUAAAUACACCGUUUUUUAACUUUUUAAGAACUAGUUUUUUAAAUGUGCCCUGUCCCCAUCUAUAAACAAACAUUGGAUUUUUUUUUUUAAAGAAUAUUUACUGUAGUCCUCAGUAUAUUACAAAAAAAACAACAACUUCAUAGUACUUCAGGGUUAUUAAGGAUUCAUUAAUGCCUUCUAAAAACCUUAAAUCAAACAUACUUCUUCGAGUUUACAAUUGUGGUUUACUUCUUUUUGUCUACUCUGUGGAACAGGGUGUUUAAAUUCCUUUAAAUUUUAGAUCUCAAUUCUGGUUCUAUUCAAAGCCUUACAUUCUUACUCUGAGCAUAUUGUCUGUGGUAACUCUGAUAAUGAUCUUUCUGGGCUGGAUCCAUCCCGAGGAAAAGGCACCAACAGGAGCAAAUAAACUUCUAAGGAACAAGGUCUUCUUCAUAUUUUCUUGUUUUUGUAGUUACCUUUGCUAUAAUAGAGAAGGUUAAUUAAAAUUUCCUACAUCACGUGAUGUUUGUGUGAGCGGGUCUAAGCACAUGGUAUUUAUAAGCUAAAAUUAAUUCAAAAGACAGGAAUGUCUUAAUGUUUUCAUUGUUAAAAUUUUGUAUUCUUCAAGAAUGUAUUAAUAUAAAAACUGUGGCUAACUAGUUCUGAUUCUCAGGACUGGAUUGAUAUCCGUAGUGGACCAUGUUAUUUCCUUAUUCUCAUCCAGUUUUAGUUGAAUCAAAUUACUUUUACUUUCAUAUUCCUCUCUACUAUAGAUUCUCCAGAUUUGGAAAAUAUAUAAAAACCACUAGAUCUACUUUUAAAACUCUUUCUGUGAAUUUCUGAGUAUAUGUAUAUAUGUAAAAAUAUUAUUGAUUUCCAAUUCUGUUUUUUUCAUAGGAACAAAAUUUUUAUAGAAACUGUUCUUUUUAGUUUAAAUAUUUUAACAUAAAUUACUCCCAUGAAUUUUUAGUAUAGUUCAUUCUUAUUUAUCCCCAUAUCCAUGUCAUGAGAUGAAAACUUUGCUUUUUUUACUGCUAUAAUAGAGAGGAAUAAAAUUAGGAACUGAAGCAAGCAGGAAUGAGCAGAGAGGUGGGCAGCAGAAAGAGGCUGCUGGUCUCCAGAUCAGAGCAAUAUGUGUUAAGAUAAGAGAAAAAUACUUACACUGCAGAAGGGAUAUAAAAUAUAAAUUUACAUAAUUGCAUAUUGAUGGGAUUUAUUGCACCCCAGCCUUUCACCUUGACCUCUAUAUCAUUACUUUCUUUUUCCUUUAGGCUAUAAAAGAAAUAAAUUUAUUCUAUUGGGCCAUUUUUAGUGCUGUUUACUGAAGUAGAAAAAAAUAUCCCUUUAAAGUCCAUCCUGGUCUUUUACUUCUAGACUGAACAUUUGGCAGAAUAUAGUGUCUUUUCUGUGAUUUGAGAUGAAAUAGCACAUGCCUCAACAAGAUCAUUUUUAACUUGUUGGGGUUACUGAGUUACCCAAUGGUUAUCCCUUUCUAAAAUUCAUUGUAGAUUGAAUUAGUGAGAUUAGGUAGAUUUAGUGAUAAAUUAAUUCAAGAAAUCUCAUUGUAGCAUAUUUUAAUAAGUGAAUACCAAAUACAUAGAGUGAUAUAUAUGUAGUUUUGGGGGAGAGGCAUAAUAAUCUGUAGGGACCAUUAUGAUAACUGAAUUGCAUUAUAUGUUACACAUUAUAUGGAUGUUGGAAUGUAUCACUUGGGGGGGUGUGGGGGGGUGGUCUCCAUUAGCAAUCAUGUCUGUAUAUAAAACUAUCUUCUGUUUUUAUUUUAUCAAACUAGCAUUUCAUUUUGUGAGUGACAGUUGACUGAUAUUUUUGAGUAAGUGUGAUCUGGUUUUGAAUUGUUGACUGAUCAGUUUGAAAAGGUAUGUUAUCAGAAUUUUAGAGUUAACUCAAAUGUGAAAAAGUAUACAUAAAGGUAAUUUUUCUUUUCUAGCUAUGUGAAUGUAAAUAUGAAUGCAGAUAGUGUAUAUAUUGUGUAACAUAUGUAUAUUUGGUCACAAAGGUGGGGAAUCAGAAACAUUGUAAAAUUAAGCACUUUAAUUCCUCUUAAAUAUUAAACAUUUGUAUCUUGUAAAUAAAUACAUCCUUAAAUGAA
Messenger RNA from Myotis myotis, 6093 nucleotides. It is a transcript of the gene FGD4, whose product is annotated as FYVE, RhoGEF and PH domain containing 4. Gene Ontology annotation, cellular component: cytoplasm. NCBI's taxonomy places the organism in Eukaryota, Metazoa, Chordata, Mammalia, Chiroptera, Vespertilionidae. The transcript has 18 exons. Gene Ontology annotation, biological process: cytoskeleton organization; filopodium assembly. The record is from RefSeq and is a predicted model, not a curated record. The coding region runs from base 573 to 3323 and encodes 916 amino acids. Gene Ontology annotation, molecular function: guanyl-nucleotide exchange factor activity; metal ion binding.